AUGGGCACCAGCAAGAAGACACCCGAAAUGAGCCGCCGACGUCCCAAACAGAGCAAGGUUACUUCCGAUGACUUCUUGAACAGCCAGGCCCAAGGUGUCAAGGCAUCCGUAUCAUCAGCCGCCGCACCACGUGUGCCUACAACUCCAAAGAAGGGCAAGAAAGAAACCGCCCGUACCCGUCAAGUGCUUGACUCUCCGCCUUUGAGCAGUUCGCCGUCACCCGAGCUGCCACAGCAGGAGCAAGAAUAUGAAAAAUGGAAUUACACUCCAAUACCUCCUCAUGGAGCUCAGAAGUCUGCCAAUGGACGCAAUGAGGGUCGCAGCUUGAUCAUGUGGGGACGUCCUCGAAUGAUUGAGAAGGUUAUGAUGCACCUACAAUACGAGUGCAGUAGACAUAAGAUCGAGCUGCCUUGGGAUGCCAUCGCCCAUCGCCUGCACCCAGGCUCAACAGGAGGCGCAGUUGUCCAGCAUCUAGGACGCCUCCGCAGUCAGCUCAUCGUGGAGGGUCACUUGGUACCACCGCCUAUGCAGAAACCGGGAUCAAGGGCUCAAGUAGAUCCCUGGAUCCGCGGCUACGUGCGCAAGGAUCAAGACGCCAAAGUGUGCUUCAAAACCGGAAACGAGGCAUUUGAGACACGCGCAGUUCGCUUUGACGAGAAGCUAGAUGAUCGCCAUUUCAACAUCCCAGAUGCUGUAGAUGUUAUCAACAAUCAGUCUGUCUCCUCGCCUGCCAAGUCCAAGAACAAGAAUGGGAAGCGUUCAGCCGCCAGGACGCUGUCAUCGCCAUCCAAGCGCAUCAAGCGCGAGAUUGCUGAAGUCGAUCCGGCACAUCUGCCUAUGGAUGCCGACUACAAUCCGAUAACACAGGCAGUCCCGCGCCGCAAAGCCGCUGCGCGCGCGGCAUUGGCCAUUGCCAACAACGGUCCGGACAGCGAACUAGAUGACAUCGAGGAUGGUGACGGGUAUCUUGCUGCCGCUCAGGAGGAAGUGCCUCAUGAGCUUUCAGAACAUCUCAAAAAUAUCGAAGUUCCCUUGGGAAUCGGUGAGCAAGAGCACAUGGAGAACCACUUGACAGAGCAAGAGGACGGAUAUGCAGACAGGAUUAGAGGUGUGGUCGAUCCGGAGUAUAACGAAGAGGCAAGCAGACGUCUUUCGGAGACAGUCAUCUCCCCAGAGUUUAGCCAGCCGCUUCCGUAUGAGGGGUAUGAAGGCCUAACUGUUGACUUUGGCGACGACGAUGAAGAAGAAGAAGAAGAUGAAGACGAUGAAGAUGACGAUGACGUUGUCAAUAUCAAGGACAGAGUUAAUGCCAGCGACGAGAAUUGA
Molecule: messenger RNA, 1326 nt
Organism: Pyricularia pennisetigena
Lineage: Eukaryota; Fungi; Ascomycota; Sordariomycetes; Magnaporthales; Pyriculariaceae
Exons: 3
Coding region: 1-1326 (441 amino acids)
Source: RefSeq, a predicted model, not a curated record